UCAUACGCAGCAGGGCACUGAGCUCAUGAGGUCACAGAAGGUAUAAAAACAACGUGUGGUCAUACCUGGGCAAGUUUUCCUGUGGGACUAGACUUGAAGAACUUCAACGUAGUACAGGAAGACAACACCUGCGGAAUAUGCGGAUCACCAUUGUAAUCGCAGCCAUACUUGUGGUGACGUGUGCGGGACAGGUGGACGUCCCAGCUCGCUGCUGCUUACCUAAGAUAUGGGAAGGCAGGAUGGCGACUGUGCAGACUGGGCCUCAAGGUCAAGGUUUCACGACGACCACGAUGAGAAUGUCCUACGAUUUCUCCAUCAAGAAAUUCGCUCUUCAGGAAAUGAACAUGCGUUUUAGGGUUGUUGCAGAUUUCAGCAAGAUGAUUCAGUACGUCAUCACGCCUGACGGGAAGUGCACGACUUCAAAGUUGCCGACCGACAUGAUGGCCUGCAUUCCCGACAACGCGACGUUCGUAGAAACUGUAGUGUACGGUGGGCCAGGCGGCAUGGUGCUGGAUAAGUGGGCGGUGAAAGUACCGGAUCCACCCGUCGACGCCGUCGUGACCGUCACCAGGGAUGGGUGCGUCUUCGCUAACGAAGCGAUCACUGGCACGAUUAGCGGAGCGCCGUACUUUCAGGCUAUUGAGUUUUCCAACAUCACGUACGCUAUCACGGACCCUACAGUGUUUAACGUGCCCAGCCCGCCCUGUCCUACUGACAGUAAUGGGAAUAUGUUGACGGGAAAAACGUCGUUCUUCAUGGGACUGUGAUUCAGAGGUGGCACGGCAAAGAAUUAACCCGGAUUCUAGAUUUUAGUAUUAAAAGCAUAUAGUCUUAUGUGAAGUCAAUAAAGGCUGUCUGUAUAGAA
Messenger RNA from Branchiostoma belcheri (Belcher's lancelet), 865 nucleotides. RefSeq lists its product as uncharacterized. Gene Ontology annotation, cellular component: lysosome; extracellular region. Lineage: Eukaryota; Metazoa; Chordata; Leptocardii; Amphioxiformes; Branchiostomatidae. Bases 138 to 767 code for a protein of 209 amino acids. The record is from RefSeq and is a predicted model, not a curated record. Gene Ontology annotation, molecular function: calcium ion binding. Gene Ontology annotation, biological process: cell-matrix adhesion. The transcript is spliced from 7 exons.